Oncorhynchus gorbuscha (pink salmon) is the source of this 2721-nucleotide messenger RNA. Its product is annotated as immunoglobulin superfamily containing leucine-rich repeat protein 2-like. The coding region runs from base 284 to 2509 and encodes 741 amino acids. The transcript is spliced from 2 exons. NCBI's taxonomy places the organism in Eukaryota, Metazoa, Chordata, Actinopteri, Salmoniformes, Salmonidae. Gene Ontology annotation, molecular function: protein binding. The record is from RefSeq and is a predicted model, not a curated record.
UGGAGAGUGAGCUGCCAUGUUAGCCUCAUGUUAGCCUCAUGAAAACACCCAGACCGUCUUGAAUUUCAACAGGGACAACUCCAAUAUAAAGUGUUUUUUCUCAAAGUUGCUGAGAUUUCACGCGCAUCACACUUAUAUCAGCACACUCCUAACUGCCUAAGCAUCACCAAACUGCUAUUCGAUCAAAUAAGCCUCAUGUAUCAAAAUGGCAAUUCAUUUGUAUCUGUACUAAAUUCGACAGUCUCUCAUCACCAUACAACACUCUUCACUUGCUUAAUCACUGAUGAUUUACACAGAUUUUGGACGGAGUAAAACCUCUUGCUUCACCUCUUCCUCUCUGGAAGAGAACAUGUCUCGUUCCUACCUGUUCUUCCUCUCCUUGUGGAGCUCUGUUAUUGUGGUCGGACGCGGUUGUCCUGAACUAUGCAACUGCUCCGACAAAUACGGACGCCACUUCGCUGAAUGCUCCUACAAAGACUUGGUUGACAUCCCUGAAAGGCUGCCCCCCAACGUGACCACUCUGAGUCUCACCGCCAACAAAAUAUCUCUGGUGGAGUCGGGCAGCUUCGACAAUGUGACCCAAGUCACGUCCUUGUGGAUGGCCCAUAACGAGAUAGUCACCAUGGAACCGGGCACCCUGACUCCCCUGGUCAAGCUGAGGAACUUUGACGUCAGUCACAACAAGAUGGUGCAUUUCCCCUGGGAGGAUCUCCGUCACCUCACAGCCCUGCAGCUGCUGAAGAUGGACCACAAUGAGAUGGUCAGUCUGCCGAAAGACUCCUUCUCUAACCUCAAGGACCUGAGGUCUCUCCGCCUCAACAACAACAGGUUCACCACUAUAACGCAGGGGACUUUCGACAGCCUGACCUCCCUGUCUCAUCUACAGCUCUAUAACAACCCAUUCACAUGCCACUGCAGGAUGGACUGGCUGAGGGACUGGAUUCUAAACUCCACCAUUACGGUUCCAGAACAGAACUUGAUUGUCUGUGAAACUCCAGAGCAGUUGAGAGGAGCGGAGAUGGUGAAACUGUCUGAGUCAAAGUGCAUGACCCCUAACGUCAGCAUAACGGCUGAGCCUGACGUUGAGAACACGACACUCUAUGAAGGCACAGUGUUGAUCCUGAACUGUGAGAUCAAAGGGAACCCAAAGCCAGAGGUUAUCUGGAAAAUACACACAAACCGUCAAAGUGUAGAGUAUCCUCUGUCCACCAAAGAUAAAGAAUCAGCAGAAUCCAAUGAAUCUAACGAGGAUUCUAGAACGACGGACAAUCCAUUUGAAGUGUUCCGUAACGGCACUCUAGUCAUACCGCGCCUUAGUAGCAAGGACAAUGGCAACUACAGCUGUACCGCCACCAAUGAGUUUGGUAAAGAUGACGAUUCACUAUCAAUAGUAGUGGUAGUACCAAAACCACCACCACCUCAACCUGUUGGAAAAGUGAUUGACCCACCAGUUAUUAUUAAUGGGGAGAAAAUCCCCUCAGUACUUCAACCUGUGAUCAAAACCUCCAUUAAUAACCCUUUUAAACCAUUGAAUAUUCCCCAUUUGGAGGGAAAGUACAAUAUCUUCCCAACCCUUCCUCCCAUUGAAGUUGACACUGAGCGUACGGAGCAAGUGCCCAAAUAUCCAUCCCGUGCAACUAGCAAAUGUACCUUGACCAGUGAGACACAGUACAUCUCCAACCAGGCCUUCAAUUUAAGCCUGGAAGAUGUCAGGCAGUAUACCUUUGACUUUGGAGUCAUAGCCUUAGGGGUGUCAGAGACCGAGGCUAAAGUUAGACUCAAUCCUCUCCUCCUUCCUAAAGACGACACAGACAUCCGUCUCAGCGCCUCAGAAGGGUUCCAUUCCAUCCACAACCAAUCAGAGGUAACCAGGAGAGCCCGGGCGGACUCAGGGCUGUAUCUGUGUGUCACCUCAGACCACAGACACUCAGCCAUCCAGUGGUCCAGGAUGGAAGAUGGCGUCAACACCUAUCUGUUCCAGGACCUGCGCCCCGGCGCCAACUACUCCCUCUGUCUCACCUACAGAGGAGAGGACUGCGAGGUACAGGUCCUCUUCACCACCAGGAAGAGAGUUCCUAACCUGUUAAUCAUUAUAGUCGUCAGUAUCUGUCUCCUCACCGUCUCCACCGUGCCCCUGCUGGGGGCCACCUGCUUCCACCUAGUCUACAAAUAUAGGAACAAGACGUACAAGCUCAUCAUGAAGGCUAAAGACCACCAGCAUCACAUGGAGAGGAACCUAGUGGUCAACUUCAACCUGAGGAACUCGUACGCCGAGUCACAGACGCAGAUCACAGCCAGCGAGACGGGGGAGGGAGAGGACGGGGAGUCGGAGAGUGGGGGGGAGAGAGAGGAGGACGUGGAGGGGAGUGGGCUGACCGAGUCAUUCACUCUGUCUCAGUACAGAGGGAAUCUGGAUGAGUGUGAGAUGGGGUCAGAGUUCAGCGAUAGGUUACCACUCGGGGCAGAAGCUGUUAAUAUCUCUGGGCAGUACAAAGAGCCACGCCACUGAUCCUGUUGUUGUUGUUAGUGUUUGAUAGAUCGUCUUGACUAGACAGGUUCUAGUCCUCUUCAGUCAGGAUCACAUGUAAUGUAAGUCUCACAGUAACUGUUUAUCGAUCCCAUGAGAGAAGAACCUGUGACCUGUCAUUUUUUCAAAAUGGCUGCCGUAUCAAUGACCUGGAUACAGUGUAGACAAAGUCAUAGGUGCUUCCGCUGUUGAAA